Polyodon spathula (Mississippi paddlefish) is the source of this 1411-nucleotide messenger RNA. RefSeq names its product ras-related protein Rab-15-like. Lineage: Eukaryota; Metazoa; Chordata; Actinopteri; Acipenseriformes; Polyodontidae. Gene Ontology annotation, molecular function: GTPase activity; GTP binding. The record is from RefSeq and is a predicted model, not a curated record. The transcript is spliced from 7 exons. Gene Ontology annotation, biological process: Rab protein signal transduction. The coding region runs from base 257 to 895 and encodes 212 amino acids.
CGGCUCCCUACAUUUCUUGUUUCCAACGAGCAGCCUCAUAGUGAAACAACGCUGGAGGAUCCUCCCUUCAGCUUUAACGAGAGAAAAACACAGUGUGAUUAAUAUAAUACACCGGCGAGAACCCCAGGCAGUAUUGAGAAACCAUGCAGUGAGCGGCUUCCAGUUUCAUCCGUUGAGCAAAUAUGGGAGAUUAUAUAUUAGCUACAAUUAGUGCUUCGUUGCAGAGUUAACAACCCUUAGGGUUCCGCAGCUGAUCAUGGCAAAGCAGUAUGAUGUUUUAUUCAGACUGCUUCUGCUCGGUGAUUCUGGGGUUGGGAAAACGUGUUUGCUGUGCAGAUUCACAGAUAAUGAAUUCCACUCUUCGCAUAUUUCUACAAUAGGGGUUGACUUUAAAAUGAAGACGGUAGAAGUAGAUGGAAUCAAAGUAAGAAUACAGAUAUGGGACACUGCGGGGCAGGAGCGUUACCAGACCAUCACCAAACAGUAUUAUAGACGAGCCCAGGGAAUCUUUUUAGUCUAUGACAUCACAAGCGAACGGUCCUUUCAACACAUCAUGAAGUGGGCUAGUGAUGUAGACGAGUACGCCCCUGAAAAGGUUCAGAAGAUCCUGAUCGCGAACAAAGCAGAUGAGCAACGGGAAAGGCAGGUGACCAUCGAGCAGGGUGUCAAGCUGGCAAACGAAUAUGGGAUGGACUUCUUUGAGACAAGUGCCUGUACCAAUUACAAUAUUAAGGAGUCAUUCACUCGACUGACAGAACUAGUUCUACAGGCCCACAAGAAGGAGCUGGAUGUGUUACGAGUGUCGAUCAAUGAUGAACUGAGCAUAGCAGACUUGGAGGAUGAGGAGGGCAAAGGGGAUGGAAGCGGCAACUCUCAGAAAGCCUGCUGGUGUUAGGAAACAGACUGGGAGCACUGGGGUACCUCUGCCACUGCAGCUGCUUUCCAGCUCAAUCUCACACAAGCUAAAUCAAAAAUUUGAUUAGCAAUGUUUUUCUGUGUUUUUUGGGGUUUUUUUGUCCAGAGAAUUAGGUGGGUUUUUUUAAACUGUAUGUUCAUGCGCUGUCUAUUUUCUUGUAGUUAUUUUGGUGUAAUUUCUUUUCAAAUCAGUUAACGACUUUAGCACACUUACAACUACUACUGCCAUUUUAACCUAUGUUUGUUUUUUCCUAUAAUGAAAUGUAUACACACAUUGUUCAUAAAACAGAAGAACAGUAAUCCCUCAGCAGAGUGCUCUCGGAUUAACCGUGUUCUCAGCUAUAACACACAAUCUCUUUGCAGUUACUUUCGGUGUAAGUGUGUUCCACGUUAUUAUCAGUGUUUUGGGAAAUGGAGACUAUGAUUGAAAAUACAUUCUUCAGUCUUGAUGUAUUUUCACAAAUAUUGCAGUGUUUUUCAUAACUGGUUGUCAUAA